Messenger RNA from Phodopus roborovskii (desert hamster), 1466 nucleotides. RefSeq names its product LDL receptor related protein associated protein 1 (gene Lrpap1). Gene Ontology annotation, cellular component: endoplasmic reticulum-Golgi intermediate compartment; plasma membrane; rough endoplasmic reticulum lumen. The transcript has 8 exons. Gene Ontology annotation, biological process: negative regulation of very-low-density lipoprotein particle clearance; negative regulation of receptor internalization. Bases 16 to 1092 code for a protein of 358 amino acids. The record is from RefSeq and is a predicted model, not a curated record. NCBI's taxonomy places the organism in Eukaryota, Metazoa, Chordata, Mammalia, Rodentia, Cricetidae. Gene Ontology annotation, molecular function: lipase binding; low-density lipoprotein particle receptor binding; receptor antagonist activity.
GCUCUGCAGAAGAAGAUGGCGCCGCGAAGAGAGAUGGUCUCUGUGCUGCCUCGGCUCCAGCUGUUGGUGCUGCCGCUGCUGCUCGUGUCCCAGCUCAUCUCCGGCCAUGGCGGCAAGUACUCCCGGGAGAAGAACGAGCCCGAGAUGGCCGCCAAGCGCCAGCCCGGGGAGGAGUUCCGCAUGGAGAAGCUGAACCAGCUAUGGGAGAAGGCCCAGCGGCUUCAUCUGUCUCCCGUGAAGUUGGCCGAGCUCCACUCUGACCUGAAGAUACAAGAGAGGGAUGAACUCAACUGGAAGAAACUGAAGGUGGAAGGCUUGGACAAGGAUGGGGAGAAAGAAGCAAAGCUGGUCCACAACCUCAAUGUCAUCUUGGCCAGGUACGGACUGGAUGGGAGGAAGGACACCCAGAUGGUGGACAGCAACUCACUCAACGAAGACACCGAGGAUGAGCUGGGGGACCCCAGGCUGGAAAAGCUGUGGCACAAGGCAAAGGCAUCAGGGAAAUUCUCCGGUGAAGAACUGGACAAGCUGUGGCGGGAGUUUCUGCACCACAAGGAGAAGGUCCACGAGUACAAUGUGCUGCUAGACACACUGAGCAGAGCUGAAGAAGGUUACGAGAACCUUCUCAGUCCCUCUGACAUGAACCACAUCAAGAGCGAUGCCCUGAGCAGCAAGCACAGUGAGCUCAAGGACAGACUGAGGAGUAUAAACCAGGGUCUAGACCGCCUGCGGAAGGUCAGCCACCAGGGCUACAGCCCCACCACCACCGAGUUUGAAGAGCCCCGAGUGCUAGAUCUGUGGGACCUGGCCCAGACUGCCAACUUCACCGAGAAGGAACUGGAGUCAUUCCGGGAGGAGCUCAAGCACUUUGAGGCCAAAAUCGAAAAGCAUAACCACUACCAGAAGCAGCUGGAAAUUUCCCACCAGAAGCUGAAGCACGUGGAGAGCAUCGGGGACCCCGAGCACAUCAGCCGCAACAAGGAGAAGUAUGUGCUGCUGGAGGAGAAGACCAAGGAGCUGGGCUACAAGGUGAAGAAACAUCUGCAGGACCUGUCCAGCAGGGUCUCAAGAGCGCAGCACAAUGAGCUCUGAGGACCAGGAGUCACCAGCAGCAGCAGUCCAGAGAGGCUCUUGAGGACCCCGGGAGCUGUCAGCAUGUCACCUGCAUGCAUAGACCUGUGGUAACCAGUGUGGCUGACCACAGUGAUGUGGCAAGGAGGAUCUGUGGACACACUGGUAUGAUCCUGCUGUGUGUGGUCGGCAAGGACUUCUUUUCUCCCAAGCAAGUGUGGCUGCCCCCACCCUGGUUGAGGGCCUUGGGUACAGCUGCCAGUGAGAUGUGACUGUUCUCCAUGCUGCAGCAACACAGUUUACAUUGGAAUCGCCUAACUCUGUCACUGGAAAUGUUAUGUCCCAAGUCUUUAAAUACACGGUGGGGUUUUGAGCCGUCCAGUCCUUGCCUGGUA